AGCAGGGAGAGAGCUAACGUUCCAGAGAUCCUGCCUCUAGGAUUUGAGUGUUUAAAGGAGCUGCUCCUCACCUUUGCUGCAAACGCAGCCUGCAAGUGCAGGAUCUGAAAAGGCUGGAAAGAGCAGCAACUACCAAAAGUUCUUGCAAAAUGCAACCCCUUCUUUUCAACACUGAAAUCUCACUAGGAGUGUUGGUAAUGGACUAUGGAUGGCUUUGUGUAGACCACUGCUCAGUCUCUGCAAAUUGGGGAAGUACUUAUUCCCAGGCCUCAUGAACAGGAGAGAGAGCAAAGUUUUGAAACAGAAGCUAUGCUGAUGCUUCCUUGUUUUGAAUGGGCUGGGUUUCUUCUCGUGCAUGUGUUUCCUUCUAUGAUCAGUCACGUCACAUAUUCCAUUUCUGCCAAUCGCCACUAAGGGAUGAAAUCGACUCGAAAGAAUUUAUGAAGCUUUUUUCUUUUUCUUUUCUUUUUGGGGUAAAAAUAAUAAUCAGGCAAGCAUUUUUUUGGUACGCCAAAACUUGACCAUGUCUUCUGAGGAGUGCGUUAUGCUAGACGUGGAGUUGGAUGGCUUCAUUCUUUGCAACACCUCUUCUGCUCAACAUGCAAAUCUGUCCCUCCUGGAUGAGGACUUGUUUUACUAUCGGUUCCUGUAUGCAAUUCCGACCAUUUAUGGGAUCAUCAUCUUGAUAGGACUCGUCGGCAAUGUUACGCUGAUCAAAAUCUUCUGCACCGUGAAGUCCAUGAGGAACGUCCCCAACUUGUUCAUCUCAAGCUUGGCUUUUGGAGAUUUGCUUCUUUUGCUCACCUGUGUUCCUGUGGAUGCCAGCAGGUACCUGUCUGCUGAAUGGCUGUUUGGUCGGGUUGGAUGUAAACUUAUCCCUUUCAUACAGCUGACUUCGGUGGGGGUGUCCGUCUUCACCCUCAUGGCUCUCUCUGCUGACAGGUAUAGAGCUAUAGUGAGACCAAUGGACAUUCAAGCUUCCCACGCCCUGAUGAAGAUUUGUUUGAAAGCUAUCAUGAUCUGGAUUUUAUCUAUGCUGCUUGCCAUUCCUGAAGCUGUGUUUUCAGACCUGCGACCUUUCUAUGACAAAGGCACUAACAAAACAUUCAUCAGUUGUACACCCUACCCACUGACCAAUGAGCUGCAUCCAAAAAUUCAAUCCAUGGCUUCCUUUCUCAUCUUUUACAUAAUUCCCCUGUCUGUUAUUUCAGUAUACUAUUAUUUCAUUGCCAAAAACCUGAUACGGAGUGCUUACAACCUACCGGUGGAAGGAAAUGUCCAUGUUAGAAAACAGAUGGAAUCGCGAAAACGCCUAGCCAAGACAGUGCUGGUUUUCGUCUGCAUCUUCGCUUUCUGUUGGCUGCCCAAUCACAUCAUCUAUUUAUAUCGAUCGUACCAUUAUUCCGAGGUGGACACAUCCAUUCUUCACUUUAUCACUUCUCUCUGUGCUCGGAUCCUGGCAUUUGCCAACUCUUGCAUUAACCCCUUUGCACUCUACCUGCUCAGCAAGAGUUUCAGGAAACAAUUUAACCACCAGCUUUCAUGUUGCAAAGCCCGCGAGCUCAUGAAGUCCCAGAGCAGAAGCACCACACGGAUGGCGUCCCUCAAGAGCUCCAACCAAUCGAUGGUCGUGUUCAGCUUCAUCAAUGGCAACCACCCCUGCCACGAGGAGAAUGUAUAGGCUGCACCACAGAGACUGAAAACGGUCACAAGAUCUGUGUAGCCAUUGCUGCUUGUUUUGUUUUGUUUGUUUGCUCCUGUAAGUAACAAAUGUACAUAAUUGCACAGAGAGGCGGACAGUGACCAGAGAACAAACUGACAGCAUGCGAGCAAGGUUUAAUGCAGAGCAGAAGGGCUGCCCACACCUGCACUGUCAUUUUUAGGGUCUUGCAUUAUAAUAUGUGGGUUCCUUUCAGUUUCUACUGUUCAGAGAUGAAUGUUGAAGGCAUCCAAGUCCUCAUCAGAUUAUCAGCCUGUUCCUUUGUUAGCCUUGUACAGAAGACUGCGGAGGGAGGAAACUUUUUUGGUACAUGCAGGUUCUGGAAGAAAGUCAGGGUUAUUAUCAUUAUCGUUAUUUAUUGCUAGAAUGAGCCAGUCCCCCAUUUUGUCCUUCACACUGUACGGAAACAGCCACAGGGUCCAGAGCAGAGCCAGCUCUCCAUCUUCACUGUCCCACACUCCACUCCUCUGGACCCAUAAUACCCACUGAUAAGGCAUUCUCAUCCCCUUUCUGUGAAAUACCUGCAUAGAUGGGACAGUCCUAGUAGCCGAGUCAGAUCAGUGUAGUACAUUUGCACUUGCGCAACAGGUUAGCACAUAUGCAGAGAGAGCACGACCAUUUUCAGAGAUUGGCCUGAAGGCUUUCCCCCCAUUUUGUCUGGUAGGAUGCUAACUUCUUACUUACAUCAUUUUAAAUGAGCAAGCCUGCAACAAAAACGAAAUAACAAAAUGAUGUAAGGGACUCCCUGGUUCUAUCUUACCUGCCCACCUUCACUCAUGCUUAAGAAAACACCUUUAUGGUUUUGCUUUUUGCACUAAAGUAAGGCAGCAUUUCUAAGCAUGCUUAGUUUAGAGUAAAACCUAUUUAACCCAAAGUGAUGUCAUCCAGGGAUUUUUUAAAAGGAAUUUUCACUGUGGCAGAGGGCAGGGGAAUGAACGCAAAAGGGCACCUAAAAAUCAUGCAACAGUGCAUUUUUCAUCUUCACUUGAAAUAAUUAAACACACAUUGAUUUAAAUAGGCAAACGUCUUGGAACAUAUAUUCUAAUAGUAAAUUGUUGUAAUUUAAAGAAACUUGGCAUUUAAAACGAAACUAAAAUGUCCAGAACUCUCUUUUUUUAAUAAUCCAUUCAGCAUAAAUCUCCUGAGCAGGCUGACAUUGUCUCCUGACUUUGAUUGAAAAAAAGUGGACAACAGCUGGUUGGGGAUCACAACAGGCUGUACCAAGGCCAUUCAGAGCUGGGUUUGGCCAUGCAUCAACUACCUGUGUUUGUGUGUCAUUAUGCAGGGACACAAUUAUUUUUAGUUUGCACUGUGUGGUGAGAGAAUUGCAAUUGCUGCCAGACAUUAUUGCACCAUGCUAUAAUUUAUAGGAAACAGCUAGCGAAGAUACAGAGACACUGAACAUCCUAAAUCACUCCAAUGUGGGAUAUGAGGGCACUCUAGAAAUUACUUCCCAUGGUUCCCUUCCUUCUUCUAUGCAAGAAAGAUUCUAGCAUACAAUAUCAAUCCUGUCUUCACAAGCUGUGUGAGUAACUAUGUUUAUAGCAGACCUUGGCUAGCAGACAGCUUAGGGUCCUGUUCUUUAUGACGAUGCUCUGCUAAAAAAAUUGUUCAGCUGCUUGCACACUUUCCAAACAAAUUGCACAUGCAUUUUGACUGUUAACAAAUCUUCAAUUCUUUCACUUUCACCAUGACCGGCGAAGUUAAAUUUGGAUUUGGAUUCACAUCUCCAGGGAAAGGACCUUCCUUUGUUAACUGUAGCUUUCUGAUUGCUGAAUCUCUACAAGUAAGUAUGCCAGGAAAGAUGCUCUUAUCACAUUACAGAUAAUAUUGUAGAACCUGGUGCACAUCUAAGCUAUUCCCGUUUUGUUAGCCAAAUUUGCUUAAGCAUU
This is a messenger RNA of Podarcis raffonei (Aeolian wall lizard), 3612 nucleotides long. It is a transcript of the gene GRPR, whose product is annotated as gastrin releasing peptide receptor. Bases 524 to 1681 code for a protein of 385 amino acids. Gene Ontology annotation, molecular function: G protein-coupled peptide receptor activity. Lineage: Eukaryota; Metazoa; Chordata; Lepidosauria; Squamata; Lacertidae. Gene Ontology annotation, biological process: G protein-coupled receptor signaling pathway. The transcript has 3 exons. The record is from RefSeq and is a predicted model, not a curated record. Gene Ontology annotation, cellular component: membrane.